CCAUUGCCCCGUCAGGCUGCGCUUAUCAACUUCGCUGUUAGUAGCUUGCUGACUUCGCACUCCCGAUUGAUGACUUGUGUGAGGCGCCACACCUUCAGCCAGGCCAUCGCCAAUUGGGCGCGCUUCUUUUACCCUGAUACGUGCCACCUUCGCGCCAGCGCUCCUAUUGUCUUGCUGCAUUACAUCGAUACGUCCGAACCACUCGUCGGGCCCGGAAAGACAGGGUUCGUAGCUGCAGCAGAGCGACAUCGCAGAGGCCGCACCAUGGCUUCGCGGCAGUGUCAGACGUCACACCACCCUCGCACUGAUGUCUGACAUACUACCCGCUCGAGCGUGCCGCAAAGCAGUUUCAAUGGCUUUUUGUUGCAUGCCCGGGCGCUUGGUCCGAAAAUUCACAAGUUGUAGGCCCGCCCGCCGUUCGCUUCACCGUGCAGCCGCGCUUCGGGUUUCAUUGCUUUCUUGAAAGAAGCGGGCACUGAAUUUUAAUAGGGCAGCGCGCAGGCUGCUUUUCACACUGACAAAAAAAGUUGUACGGCAUGCUCAAAUUCUCCUUCAAAAGCCUAUUUUCCGCGGCUCCAUUACCCAUACUUCAGGGCUCACCAAGCGCUAUGAGUCUCCAUAAUCACCGACGUACCUCUGCGAGGUUGCAGCAAGCGAUAUUUGUCGCGGCGGUGUUUGUCACUCCGUGCGUGCUUGGCUUUGCGCCUCGCGUCGCAGUGUAUCAAAAUGAAGAGGUCACGGGUAAUGGAUGGAGCAACGGGCCCGACAACGUGAGGGCCCAACUGGACUCUGCGGAUGCUGGCGCAGCAGAGCUUGUCGACGCGAGCGCGAAGCCACGCCUGGCCGGCCUUGAUGCGCUCCUGAUUCCGGGGCAGCACAGUGCCUUUUACAGCGGGGUGGAAGUGAUGUCUGACGUGCAAGCAUUCGUCGCGAAUGGAGGUUUGGUCCUGCUGCUGUCAUCUAGCUCGCAUGGCGCCGCGGAGAACGACUUCGUCUCGCAGGCUCUCGACUACCAAGGCGACUGGGUGCGCUGCAAGCAGACCGCCUCCUCCUCCAGCUCCACGGGCUCAUGGGGCGAGCCGGUCCUGGUACGUCACGCCCUCCCCGCCCUCUUCUCCGCCUCCGCCGCCUCCGCCGCCUCCUGGCCCAGCUCUCUGGAGGCUGCGCGGUCCACCUCUUUCUUCAGCUGGUGCCGGCAUGAAGACGCGGACGCCUUCAGCCUGCCCCUCUACACGGCUGCGGACCACACAGACAAGGUGGCGGUGCAGCUCUUCGGCAAGGCCGGCGUGCCCGGUGCGGUGGUGGUGCUGGGCUACGACUGGCGUCAGGGCCCGCAGCGCCGCUGGGGUCGCCUGCUGACGCAGCUGCUCUCCAGCUUUGCCUCGAGCGCCUUCGCCCGCCCCGCCCAGGGCAAUGGUUUUGAGCACCCCCCGCUUGAUGAGCUGGACGCCGGUGACGACAUGAUCAGUAACGACAUGUCUUCAUCGGCCGAUGGCGGUAAGGCCCUGGGCGGGCUGCUGCAGCUGUCCGAGGUGGAUGACGCGGCUGUACGGCUGGCGGAUGAGACGGCCGAGGUCAUCCGGCGCUUCCUGCAGGCCGGCAGUGCCGCCGGCACGUACCCUGGGCCCUCCCCCACCCCGUCGCCGACGCCCUCGCCGACCCCUUUGCCGUCGCCGUCGCCAGACCCGCGCCCGCGCCCGCCCUCGCCGCCGCCUGCGCCUCCCUCGCCGCAGCCCCCGCUACCUCCUGGCCUUGCCCUUGUUAUUGAGGACUACACGGUGACGUUCGAAAACACGACAGCGUUGGGCAUCAACUCGCCCGCCGACAUUGACACGCCAGCAAAGGUCGCAACCGUCAUCGACCACAUCAAGGCCAUGUUUGCCUCAGCUCUGGGCCUGUCCAAGAGCGAGGUGCUGGUGCGCGGCCUUCGCUUCAUCUACAAGAACGGAACAAUCAUUGAGGUGCUCACGCCAACCGCCGCCAACCGCCGCCGCGCCGCCCGUCUCAUGGUGGAGCUUGACAACAAGUCGUCGUCAUCUUCAUCAACAGAGUCGUACGACCUCGUGGAUCCUGCCGUGCACAAAAAGUACGACGGCAGCGAGCUGACGCAGAUGUUCGUACCCGCCUCGGGUGUGGUGGGACUGGUGCGGGAGCGGCGCUCGGCCGUACAGCAGGAGCAAGUCAUGGAGCUGCUGGAUGUUGAGGCCGCCGAGCUCCUCCACCUGUACGACAACUUGCCGGCUGCCGUGCGGCGAGUGCUGGCUGACAAGCAAGGCGACGCGACCAUUGAGGUGCUGAUCACACUUGUCUACUAUGUCGAGGUGCCGCUGCCGCCCAGCCCGCCGCCGCAGCCGCCCGUGCCCCCUGGCACUGUCUUGCCACCCUCGCCGCCGCCCGCUCCGCCGUCGCCCCCGCCCCGGCCGCCGCGGCCGCCGCCCAUCACCCUGGGUAGCGUCAUCAACGCCACGGGCGCCGCCGGUGUGUUAAUGGGCAUCUCGCCGCUGCCGCCCAGCCCGCCGCCACGCCCGCCGGCCGCGCCGCCCACCACCCUCAAGGUUGUCAACAUGACGGGCCAGGGAACACUCCUGCCCAACGGGCGCGCCAUCUACUACGACUCACCCAACUUCCAGACGGCGCUCAAGGCCGGGUCGCCCCUGCAUCUGGUGGACCCCCUGAAGGAGGCCUGCCCCAACAAGUGCGUUGCCUGCCCUCAGGCUUGGAAGGUCGUCGAGGGCAACACCAGCAUCAACAACGCCAACCGCACCGAGCUAGUCUCCGUGCCCAUUUUCUUCAAGGAGCCCACCCAAAUCAGCCGUAUGUUCUUCAAGCAGGUCCGCAACUCGGGGGUGGUGCGUGUGCAGCUGAUCAAGUGGUCGGGCCGGCCCGUCAACGGCACCUGGUCUGCAGCCCUGAACGCCUCCAGCCUGGGCAAGGUGGUCUACAACGUGUCCAAGGACUCGACCAUGUGCCUAUCGGUGCUGGUGGUGCGCAUCGGCCCCAAGAAGUCGGGAGUCAACCUGCCAGUGCCCACCAACGGCACACAGGCGAACCUGCCCGCCAAGCUCAAGGCCAAGUCCCUGGGUGGCGUGCUUGUGACCAUGCUGCGUCCCCCCGGCGCCGGCCCCAACUACGGCCCCUUCCUGGAGUGGGUGCGCUUCCAGGGCCGCGUGCUCUACCCCUCCAGCGUCAGCGUGUACAAGAACCUGCUGGACCCGGUCUCACGCCGCAAGUAAACAACAGAGUUGUCUUUCAGUUGCCGGCAUGAUUCGGUGUGGAGCUUGAGGCAGUGUGGAGACUGAUUUGCGCCUGCCUGUUUGAAGAAAUGUGUUUGGGCAGUGAUGGGCGUCGCUGUGGGCGAAGGUGACUCCGCGCUCACACGCUGUCCUUUGUUGCCAGCGCUCCACACGAGCUUUGUUCUGCGAGCUUGUCGUUGUGCAUGUGCGCCUCGGCAAAAGAUAAUUUGAUAACAGAAGUGUAUGAUGGUGCCUAAGCAAGUGGUACCUUGAAGCGUAGUAUGAUGUCCUAUGGCGCAGUUGUUUGGCUGCAAACCUUGCAUAGCCCCAGCUUUCAGCUGCUGGUCGGAGCACUUCAACUUCAUCCUAAAGCGCCGCACUCGGGCUGCGGGAUGGGGGACUGGCAGCAGCAGUCUGUCGCCGCCCCACCCCGUGGCCCCGCCCACCACGCCCAUCACGCCACGCAUCCCUCCGCAUUGUGUUUGCGCGCACACCAUACACGUACGUAUGUUUUGUAUGUUACGUUUCGCAACCCUAACAUGGAGAACAUGGGCGACUGGCAACGCGAGUGUUUUCCUCGUAUUCAAUGUAGUAGAACGCUGCAUGCAUGGCUGCGUAUCCCUGGCUUGUGGCUGGGUGCUGGCAGCCGGGGUCUUCAUGUUGGUUGGGCGUAUCCGUCUAUGCGGGGAUGUGCUUUAACGUUGUCCACCAAUUGCGAAACUGGUGGUAGUAAUAUGGAGGCUUCAUAAAUUCUCUUCUUGCGCGCGCGUAAUGCCUGUUCGCGGUGCCAGCUGGCGGCAAGUGCCUCACGGCAUGCUCUGCUACAGCCUUACUUGGGCCCGGCGCAGUGUGCAAGAGCGUGGGUGUUUACUUCAUGUGUUCAGUUUGCGGGCUUUGCACAAUGAGCACGGCUGUAUGUUAUUCUCUGUGCCACAAUUCCGCAUCAUGUGCGCCAUGCUGCGCACACGACCUACCACGCACCUGUACGAUGCUGAGUGGAUGGACAUCAACAUUUAGCUUCCGCACCUGGCCCAGUACACCUGCAGGAGCAUGCAUGCGGCGGAUGGAUGCGCGCAACAGCCAUUCUUUGAUUGAUUACGGUUUUCUGUGCCGAGAUCAAAGGGGCUGUGCGUGCGACAGCUGUUGCUACCAUACCCACGCACCCGCAAGAACGUGUGUGUGCGGGGGGGCUUGCCACUCAUGAUGCAGGAUGAAACGUGCGUGUUGGGGCGGAUGCAGUGAGGUUGCACUAUAUCAAAUUGGUUCAGUCCGGAUGAUUCUACGGCAUGCAAGAAUUUCACGCAAAGCUGGUAUUUCCCGUAAUGAUGCAGAGAGUUUGCCUGCUUUUGGUGCACGUGCGCUCUCUCGAGUAGGAUGGGCGGUGUUCCGCCUGCACUAACCUGCAUUCCCGAAUCUACGGUACACGUUUUACGUUGUCAUUAGAGUGCUGGAAGCAAGGCGGAGACGGAGAGAAUGCGGUGGGGCAUGCCAGACGCAGGCGCGGUGGCAGCAAUCAACUGCCGUGUCCCAUGAGUCAUCCAGGUUUUUCGUGCCUGGCAGCAAUUAACUGCCGUGCCCCACCAGUCAUCCAGGUUCUUUGUGCCUGGCUCUGAAGCAUGUCUUUGAUGAACCGUUCAACCAAACUCAAUAUGCCAUAUGUUAGCAUUGUGUGGAGCCUAUCGACGCACGUGCAUGCAUGAUCGUGCAGGCGCCAUGUUGCAUCUCAUUGUCGCACUAUGAAAGUGUGGUGAGACAUGCGCCUCUCGUGCAGACUGUACGGCGGGUGCCCGUUGAUGUAUCGUUUGAUAGGGGCAUGUGGUGAUGAGGCACUCGCACGAGAAGCGAGCAACGCAAGGCAGCUUGCGCCGAGCCGUUGUCUGGCUGCUGUUGAUACGUACCUACGUAUGGCUGCACGCCGUCCCUACGUGCUCCCGCCAUACCGGUGGCAUGGCUGGAGCGGUGCCGCCAGUGCUGCGUGCACUCCGCAGUGUGUAACAAUUAACAAGU
This is a messenger RNA of Chlamydomonas reinhardtii, 5240 nucleotides long. RefSeq lists its product as uncharacterized. The coding region runs from base 609 to 3233 and encodes 874 amino acids. The transcript is spliced from 11 exons. The record is from RefSeq and is a predicted model, not a curated record. Lineage: Eukaryota; Viridiplantae; Chlorophyta; Chlorophyceae; Chlamydomonadales; Chlamydomonadaceae.